Molecule: messenger RNA, 1641 nt
Organism: Herpailurus yagouaroundi (jaguarundi)
Lineage: Eukaryota; Metazoa; Chordata; Mammalia; Carnivora; Felidae
Gene: PIM3
Product: Pim-3 proto-oncogene, serine/threonine kinase
Exons: 2
Coding region: 440-709 (89 amino acids)
Biological process (GO): regulation of mitotic cell cycle; protein autophosphorylation; negative regulation of apoptotic process
Cellular component (GO): cytoplasm
Molecular function (GO): ATP binding; protein serine/threonine kinase activity
Source: RefSeq, a predicted model, not a curated record
GAAAUCCCCGCAUUGCGGAGCGCGGGGAAGCCGGGGCCGCCCGCCCCGCCCGCCUCCCGAGCCUCGGCUCGCGUCUGUUUGUUGUGAAACCCGAGCCCUCGCUCAUGUGACCCGCUCCUCCCCCCGGCCGGGCGGGGUGGCCGGGGAGGCCGCGCGCCGGGUUUUUCCAGGGUGAUGACGGGCAGGAUUUCGAGGCCGGCUGCCUCCCUGCCUCCCGCGGCCCGGGCCUCGGAGGUGACUCGGUAGAGCGUAGAGCGCAGGGUCUCGGUGCUCGUUUGGUGGGGCGCCGGCCCCCCUACCCCCCGUCCCCGGGCGGACGUCCUAACCCGCGUGCGUCCCCCCAGGCACCCGGGUGUACAGCCCCCCGGAGUGGAUCCGCUACCACCGUUACCACGGGCGCUCGGCCACGGUGUGGUCCCUGGGCGUGCUGCUCUACGACAUGGUGUGUGGGGACAUUCCCUUCGAGCAGGACGAGGAGAUCCUGCGAGGCCGCCUCUUCUUCCGGAGGAGGGUCUCCCCAGAGUGCCAGCAGCUCAUUCAGUGGUGUCUGUCCCUGCGGCCCUCGGAGCGGCCGUCGCUGGACCAGAUCUCCGCACACCCCUGGAUGCUGGGGGCGGAGGGUGGCCCCGCAGAGAGCUGUGACCUGCGGCUGCGCACGCUGGACGUGGACGACGGGGCCAGCACCACCUCCAGCAGCGAGAGCUUGUGAGGAGGGGCCGGGGCCUGGCUUGUGGAGCCAGAGGGACCCCACCCCACCCGGGCUGUCUGCUUCCUGCACAGGCAGUGACCUCUGACUCCUGGUGACCUUUGCCUUCGGCACCGGGCUGUUUCCUUCGCUUUGAGUGCCUUUUCGAACGCUGCUCUCGCGGGACUUGGUCUUUUCAAGCUCUGUCUGUCCAAAGACGCUCCGGUCCAGGCGGGGUCCCGUCCGGCCUGGCCUGGGCAGGUGCGGGGCCCCGAGACCGUCCCUCUCUUGUGCUGCUCCGGGAGGCAGGCCUGUUGGACUAUGUCGGACCAGGAGCAUGUCCUGUGGCCUCAGCUCACGGGGGGGGGCACGGGGCCUCUGGUGCCCGCUCCCCCCCACCCCUUCCCGCGCCCACCUGUCCGUCAGUGUUCGUCCGGGCACGUCUGUGCACUAGCAAUGCAACGUUGGGGCCUCCGCCGCCUGUGCGUGCGCACGUCUAUUUAUGGUCUGACCCUGAGGAGGGCUAUUUAUUGUUUAAUUUAUUUGCAGGCGUUCCCUCCUCCCGGCGCCCCCACCUUCUGCAGGCCCCGGGGUGGGGGUGGUGGCCGUGUGUGUGGACCCCAGGUCCCGGUCCUACCUGUGUCUGUUGGAAGGUGGACUUGUACAGUGGCUAAUUUGGGGGGAGAGGGUGCCUCCCCCACCUCAUGGCUCUGUGCCUGGGCGUGGGGGGGGGUGGGGGGGUUUUAAAUUAUUGACCUUGUACAGUCCGCUUGUUGGCUCUGGAGGCUGGGGGGUGGGGGGACAGAGUCUCAAGCCUUUAAUUUAUUGUAGCAGCUGUCUCUGUAGUCCAGGUGCAUGCGCACCGUGGAUGGGGUUUCUUUCGGUUCAAAAGUGAGAUGUCUGGAGAUCCUAUUUUUUAUACAGGUAUUUCAAUUAAAUCGUUUUUGUAUAUAACA